GCUUCCCUACGCUUCAAUAUCCUUGUAGGGGACAGUUUCUGAGUCAAGAUUUCACGCUUUUAUCAGUUUAAGAAGGCUCUGGCAAGGACAAAGCUCUUUCUGUUUAUACUUCGGCUGUAAAAAUGGCCUUGACUCAGUUGUGUCUCCGGACAUUAGUGCAUUUUGUUGUUAUCUGCGUCAUUUUGCUAUUGAGUAAUCAAAUUGUUACGGCUAAAAUCAACCGAAGACCGAACAUUGUUUUGAUCCUUACCGAUGACUUAGAUGUUUCACUUGGUGGUAUGAUCCCACUGGUCAAAACGAAGAAGCUAAUUGGCGAUGCUGGGAUCACGUUUACCAGUGCAUUUGUUGCCAGUCCUUUAUGUUGCCCCAGUCGAGCCAGCAUCUUGACAGGGAAGUACCCUCACAACCACCAUGUGAUCAAUAACACCCUGGAAGGCAACUGCAGCAGUCAGGCCUGGCAGAAAAGCCAAGAGCCUAAUACUUUCCCGUUCCUGCUACAGAGAUAUGGAUACUACCAGACUUUCUUUGCUGGGAAGUACCUGAAUGAGUAUGGAAACAAAGAUGCUGGCGGUGUAGAGCACAUUCCCCCUGGCUGGGACUAUUGGUUUGCUCUGGAGAGAAACUCUAAGUACUACAACUACACUCUAUCUGUAAAUGGCAAAGCACAGAAACAUGGACAGAAUUACAGUGAAGACUACCUGACAGAUGUUCUGGCUAAUGUCUCCAUAGACUUCCUCCAGUAUAAGUCAAACUACAGACCGUUUUUCAUGAUGGUGUCCACCCCAGCACCUCACUCACCCUGGACAGCAGCUCCACAAUAUGAGGACAAAUUCAGUGAUGUAAAAGCACCACGGGACCCCAGCUUUAAUGUACAUGGCAAGGACAAACACUGGCUUAUCCGACAAGCCAAAACGCCAAUGACAAACUCCUCAGUGGAAUUCUUGGACAAUGCCUAUAAGAAAAGGUGGCAAACACUGUUGUCAGUGGAUGACCUGGUGGAGAAGGUACUGAAGAAGCUGGAAGUGAGAGGAGAACUGGAGAAUACCUAUGUUAUCUUCACUUCUGAUAAUGGUUACCACACAGGUCAGUUCUCUCUUCCUAUGGACAAGAGACAGCUGUAUGAGUUUGACAUCAGAGUUCCUCUUUUAGUGAGAGGCCCGGGGAUUAAGCCAAACCAGACUAGUCCGUUACUCGUAGCCAAUGUGGAUUUGGGUCCCACCAUCCUGGAUAUCGCCGGGUAUGACGUCAAUAAGACUCAAAUGGAUGGAAUGUCAUUUCUCCCUGUGAUGACUGGUCAAACCAACAGUAGUACAUGGAGGACAGAUAUCCUUGUGGAAUAUGAGGGAGAGGGAAAGAACAUCUCAGACCCAGCCUGCCCCUCGCUCGGGCCAGGAGUAUCGGAAUGUUUCCCAGACUGCGUGUGUGAGGAUGCCUACAACAACACCUAUGCUUGUGUUCGUACUGUCGCUCCCUCUGCUAACCUGCAGUACUGUGAGUUUGAUGACAAUGAGGUGUUUGUGGAGGUGUAUAACCUGACGGCAGAUCCAUUCCAGCUGACUAACAUCGCCAAGAGCAUCGAACAGGAGGUUCUGGAGCGGAUGAAUCAUCGUUUGAUGAUGUUGCAGUCUUGUUCAGGGCAGUCCUGUAGAACGCCAGGCGUCUAUGACUCACGGUUUAAAUUUGACCCUCGAAUGAUGUUUAGCAAUACCAAUAACCUUCACACAAGCAGAGUGCACCAGACAUUGAAGUAGACCACAUCAGAGGAAGAAGAGAGAGUGAGAGAGAGAGAGAGAGAGAGAGAGAAGACAGAAAAGAAGAGAAAAGAGUGGAGGGCUUUUUUUCAGCCUGUCCUACUCUUGCCUUUGUCUUUGUAACUUAAAGGAAGUCCUGUGGUAAUCCCUCUUUCUUUCCCUGUUUCCUUGAAUGAGUGAUCCCUCAUUGGGAAAGAAUAAAGAAUGGAGACAGGGCCUGUUAUAAUCUCUAUGGACCCUUUUCAAUAUGGCUGCCUUUAAUGAGGAAUUCUCCUCUGUUAUUUAUACUUGGGAGAGAAUAGUGUCACACUAAAUUAUCAAAUGCAUACACUUUUGAUUUCAGUCUUUUGUGUUAGUUAUAUGUUAUGAGCCAGAUGUUUUUAGGGGCCAUAUAGUUUGGUCUGACAGAAUAGACUUUUGCUGUUCUUCACAUGGUAAACUGCAUUGACGUACAGUGAGCUGAUCGGUCAGUCACUGUUUGUAUACAAGGCAGAGACAUAUCGAGAUGUGAUCCAAUUUGUUGGCAGCAUUUGAGACCUUAUAGAAUCUUGAUCCCAAAUAAUUCAUCAUGGAGGGAUAAAAGAAUGUUCAUGUCAACUACUUUAGGAUCAGUUUGAAAAGUUUGUAGGCCUUAAAUUUGACCUCUUUUGAUGUUUUCUAGAAUGGAAGGAUAUUGUGUUGGUUUGAGAGAUUUUUUUUUUUUGAGCAAAGUUAAUGUUGAUUAUAAUCAGAGCUGUUUUAAGUAGUGCUAAAGAUGACAAUGGUCAUAAACACACACUGUUACCGUUAACUCUUUUAUUCCAUGUGAAAUAUUAAUGGUCUGUCACUGGUUAUUUGUUUACUCACCCGUGUUGCUUGGAUUCCUGGAUGGAUUUGCUUUAGGGAGAACCCAGACUUGUACAGAAAUCACUUUAUCCAGAUACUUUAUUCACUAACCACUCCAGUUCAAAUAGUAAUUUGUGACUGAGUUAGUUCAUUUUUUUUCCAAGUAGCAGUGUUUUACAAUAAGCAUUCUUUGUGUGAAUGAGCCAAAGACAGACAGGUCAUUAAUUAUCAAUGAAUUUGCCGGAACUUGAAAUAGCCAAAUGAAAGAGCCUGUCCAUUUGUAUUGUGAAUGUGAAUUCAUAAGACUAUUUUUGCUAUGAGGGAGAUUCAGCGGAGUUUGAGGGUUAUUCUUGCUUUGUGAAGCCCAUGCACAUACGUUUUAACAGGCAAAAUCUGUCAGGAGCAGGAAGCUCCAAACUCCAAGGGAACUUUUCACUCUGGACCGCCAGAAUUGAUUGUUAUGCUAUGACUGGCAAUCUCUUGGUGGCACUCAGCUAAAGUCUGUGUUGACUUUGAUAUUGCCAGUGGACAGAAACCUGUGUUUUGGCACGAAAAGGCUGGUUGCCUUCAGUCAAGUGCCAGGCUACAAUAAUGCACCAUCCUCACUGUUAAAGAUGAGAUGGACACAAUAGAAAUAGCAAAACAAACAUUUCUGGUUAAUAUUAGGAGUGAAUAAUUUACAUACAUUUCAGUUCACUGAUGCACUUUCCAAUAUCUGGGGAAGAUGUUUGUUGUUUGCACAUAAUUCUGGCCUUUCUUUAUUUGCAUUUAGCAUUUUUGUUACAGUGUGUGUAGGCAUUUUUUCUGGCUUGUUUGUUUGAUCAAUAAAAGAACUCUGAAAAUGAA
Molecule: messenger RNA, 3422 nt
Organism: Chanos chanos (milkfish)
Lineage: Eukaryota; Metazoa; Chordata; Actinopteri; Gonorynchiformes; Chanidae
Gene: gnsa
Product: glucosamine (N-acetyl)-6-sulfatase a
Exons: 14
Coding region: 123-1751 (542 amino acids)
Biological process (GO): glycosaminoglycan metabolic process
Molecular function (GO): N-acetylglucosamine-6-sulfatase activity; glycosaminoglycan binding
Source: RefSeq, a predicted model, not a curated record